Molecule: messenger RNA, 486 nt
Organism: Rhineura floridana
Lineage: Eukaryota; Metazoa; Chordata; Lepidosauria; Squamata; Rhineuridae
Product: coiled-coil domain-containing protein 85B-like
Exons: 2
Coding region: 1-486 (161 amino acids)
Biological process (GO): negative regulation of DNA-templated transcription
Cellular component (GO): nucleus
Source: RefSeq, a predicted model, not a curated record
AUGUCAGGGAACUCGCUAUCUUGGGCACUGCGAAGUUACGAGGACUGGAAGUAUGGCAUCAACCGGCAGCUGCAGGUGCACUUCCACGAGAUCUGCAAGAUGAGGCCGGUUAAUGGGCAGCAGCAGGCCGAGAACCAUGACCUGUGCUGCUUCCUUGACGAGGACCGGCUCAAGACCAAACGCCUGGCACGCCACUGGCAGCUCUUUGGGCAACUCACGGUGCAGGUGCUGCAUGACAAGGUGGCCGCCUGCCUCCACAAGCUGGCUGGCCUAGAGGGCCUCCAGGAGCGCCUGGCCAAGGACAACCUGGAGGAGCUCUGCCUGGCCCUUGACAAGGAGUGUGCCUUUGCGCAGCCCGGCACCAGCGGUGGCUCCUCAGAGCUUAGCCUGCCCUGCGGGCCCCACAACCUGGGCACCGGCAGCUCCAGCACAAGCAGCGUCAGCAGCCUGGACCAGCUCUGCCUCACCUGCACCCCUGACAACUAA